UGUAUAACUUUCGCGCCUGUAAGUACCUAAUGGCGGGGGCGGGGUGAUCAUAUGCAGCUUUAGGUACAACCACACUAUUCGGAUAAGUGCAUAAUCUGAAGUGAGAUAAUCUAAUUGUUUGCCUCUGCUACUUUUCGAGUUAAAAUUCUUUAUGCCUAGCAUAUAAACAGUUAAAUGCUGCAUAUAUAUUGGAAAAUCACUGCUUAUUCUCAGAAUGGGCCCUGUCGCCGACCAGAUUGAGGGACUGAAGGCGCAGAUCUUGAAGACCGAGGUGGAACUACAGCAGCUGAAAACCCAGCUAGCAGAGCUCGAGGCCUCACCAACACCGCCAUCAGAAGAGGCAUCAGCACAGGAAUGGAGAUGGCCACUUAAAGAGGAAGAGUAUGUCCGCUACGGCCGGCAACUCAUUUUACCAUCUGUCGGUAUCAAGGGUCAGCUGCGCCUCAAGUCAGCGGCCGUCCUCGUCGUCGGGGCCGGGGGUCUCGGGUGCCCCGCUGCCGCAUAUCUCGCCGGCGCGGGCGUGGGGACUCUGGGCAUCGUGGACGGCGACACGGUCGAGGUCUCGAACCUGCACCGGCAGAUUGCGCACAGCACGGCGCGCAUCGGCAUGAAGAAAGUCGAUAGUCUUAUCGAGUAUUGCCGGGGUCUCAAUCCCGAGGUCAAGUACGUCGGCUACGAUGAACAUCUCACGCCACAGAAUGCCGAGGACAUCGUGAAUGCGUACGACGUGGUCCUCGACUGUACGGACCAUCCUACCUCUCGCUACCUCAUCUCCGACAUCUGUGUUUUGCUUGGAAAGCCGCUCGUCUCGGCCUCGGCGCUGCGGACUGAUGGCCAGAUGAUCGUGCUGAAUAGUCCGCCCGCACCCCAGGGUUCCGCUGAUGGAGGGCCCUGCUAUCGAUGCGUAUUCCCCAAACCUCCACCCGCUGAUAGCGUUGUUAGCUGCGGCGAAGGAGGCAUUCUAGGCCCGGUAGUAGGCGUCAUGGGAGUGUUACAGGCUCUCGAGACAAUCAAGUUGAUCGCAGCGGGCAUCGGGGAAGAAAACGACAAGGUUCCCAGAGAGCCCCUUACACCAAGCUUACUUUUAUUCUCAGCUACUUCGUCUACGCCAUUCCGGUCGAUAAGGAUGCGUAGCCGACGAUCGAAUUGUUUCGCCUGCGCGGCGUCGUCGACACUAACGUUGAAGUAUUUAAAGGCUGGGUCAUUAGACUAUGUCCAGUUCUGCGGCGUCACUUCCCCAGUCACCGUCUUACAGCCCUCGGAGAGAAUCAGUGCGACGCAAUACAAAUCGAUCGUAGCAAGUAGUGCAGAAGAGAGAAGUCUGCUACUGGAUGUUCGAGAGAAAGAACAUUUCGCCAUUGCUAACAUUCCAGGGGCUAUUAAUAUCCCCUUCUCGACUUUCCAAUCGAAAAGUAGGGCAACGACAAAUGGAGACGAGCCUCGUCUAGAAUGGCUACCGGAAGAUAUAGCAUCUAAUGCGCCGAUUUACGUUGUUUGUCGAGUCGGGAAUGACUCACAGCUGGUUACGAGGAAGCUCAAGGAUAUGGGUCUGGACAGGAGUGGGGAGCGGUUUAUAGGGGAUAUACAAGGCGGAAUGAAGGCUUGGAGAAAUGAAGUAGACCCAACAAUGCCCUUCACAUAGUGAUGCCAUUGACCAAAUAAAAGACGAUUAUACCAACAAGUACGUAUAGUGGUUGGAGACGAGGGCUGUUUGAAUGAAAGACUAGACUCUUCGGGUGAUUGUGCCUUUAAUUGAUACAACUUCAAGGAGAGGCUCCGCCGAACGCCGUUCCAAAUCGAAUCAUACGUACAAACAUACCAAAACCUGCUGGUACAGUUUGAAUGGACACGUCCCAAUUGUCCUACC
Xylaria bambusicola is the source of this 1867-nucleotide messenger RNA. RefSeq names its product ThiF family protein. NCBI's taxonomy places the organism in Eukaryota, Fungi, Ascomycota, Sordariomycetes, Xylariales, Xylariaceae. Bases 215 to 1642 code for a protein of 475 amino acids. Gene Ontology annotation, cellular component: cytoplasm; cytosol. Gene Ontology annotation, molecular function: adenylyltransferase activity; URM1 activating enzyme activity; thiosulfate-cyanide sulfurtransferase activity. The transcript has a single exon. Gene Ontology annotation, biological process: tRNA wobble position uridine thiolation; protein urmylation. The record is from RefSeq and is a predicted model, not a curated record.